This is a messenger RNA of Anthostomella pinea, 1557 nucleotides long. The record is from the annotation of a GenBank genome assembly. NCBI's taxonomy places the organism in Eukaryota, Fungi, Ascomycota, Sordariomycetes, Xylariales, Xylariaceae.
AUGUCCUUGGUCGCAAAGUCAUGGCUGUGCAACACUUGCCGGCGCAAAACGCUUAGCAGGAGCCCCUUCAUUGCCGCAUCCCUCACAACUCGAGCGUCUUACUCAACCACCAGUCGACAUGACAGACCCUUCCGCAUGGCCGUGGUCGGUUCUGGCCCGGCCGGUUUCUACACAGCGUACAGAGUCAUGUCCAAGAUACAAAGAGCCAAGGUAGACAUGUUCGAAGCGCUGCCAGUCCCAUUUGGCCUUGUGAGAUUCGGCGUCGCACCCGACCAUCCCGAAGUCAAGAACUGCCAGGACAAGUUCGAAGAGGUCGCAAGUUUUCCCGACUUCACCUUCAUCGGCAACGUCUCAAUCAGCAACGCAGACGGCCAUUUCAGCGGCUGCACAAUCCCGCUGGGCUCCAUGAUGCGACACUACGAUGCCGUGGUGUUUGCAUAUGGCGCGUCCAAGGACAAGAAGCUUGGCAUACCCGGGGAGUCGGAGCUUCAGGGCGUCUAUUCGGCGCGAGAGUUUGUCGGCUGGUACAACGGACUGCCGGAAUAUGCCCAUCUGGCGCCCGACUUGACGCAAGGAGACGAGGCAGUCAUCAUAGGGCAAGGCAACGUGGCUCUGGAUGUCGCGAGGAUGUUAUUGGAGAAUGUGGAUAUACUUCGGAAGUCGGACAUCACGGAGGCCGCUAUCGAGACGUUGUCCAGGAGCCGUAUCAAGCGAGUCCAUGUGGUUGGAAGGAGAGGGCCAAUGCAGGCCGCUUUCACAAUCAAGGAAGUUCGAGAGUUGAUGAAAUUGCACGAUGUCGGGUUCCAUCCCGUGGACAUGUCUCUCCUACCUGACGAGAUAUCAAAGCUACCUCGCGCUCGGCGACGGCUGAUGGAAGUCGUGGUCAAAGGCUCACACGCGCGUACCGACGACGCGCAUAAAUCAUGGUCUCUCGACUUCUGUCUAUCCCCCACCGAGUUCCACGGCAAGCCGGGCGGGCGGGUCCGCAGCACGACUUUUGAGCGGACGUCUCUGUCUUCGCCUUUCGAUCCCGUAUCCGACGUCCAGGGCACGGGUGAGAAGCUGGAGAUCCCAUCGGCGGUGGCGUUCCGCUCUAUCGGCUACAAAUCCGUGGCAUUGCCCGGAUUCUCCGAAGCAGGCGUCCUGUUCGAUGACAGGAAAGGGGUCAUCCAGAACGAUGGGUUCGGUCGAGUGCUGCAGAAGAGCCGGGAUAGCACUGACAGCGAUCCACGAGCUGCACAGUUACCAGGUGUCUACUGUGCUGGGUGGGUGAAGAGAGGUCCUACGGGCGUGAUCGCCUCGACUAUGGAGGACGCGUUUUCCACCGCCGAUGCCAUUGCUGCAGACUGGAGUUCCGAGACCCCGUUCCUGAGUACGGAACCUGCCCAUGGCUGGGAAGGUCUACGGACCGAGGUAGAUCAUGACAAUUGUAGAGUCAUCCGCUGGGAAGACUGGAAGAAGAUAGACAAGGCCGAGAAAGAGCGCGGCUUGCUGGUUGGAAAGGAGAGGGAGAAAUUCACGAGCACAGACGAGAUGCUGGCCGCUAGCAGCCGUUAG